Molecule: messenger RNA, 896 nt
Organism: Aplysia californica (California sea hare)
Lineage: Eukaryota; Metazoa; Mollusca; Gastropoda; Aplysiida; Aplysiidae
Product: glutathione S-transferase
Biological process (GO): glutathione metabolic process
Molecular function (GO): glutathione transferase activity
Source: RefSeq, a predicted model, not a curated record
UGUUGAAGGAAAAUGGUACAGGAUAUUUCGUUGGCAGUAAGCUUGUUGGCGCCUUGGCUGGGAUCUGUGGACAGCUUCCCGUUCCUCAAGUCUCUCAUCGACAAAGUCGGCGCUGACGAGAAGAUUAAAGCUUACGUGGCGUCCAGACCAGACACACCUCUCUAAGUUGUCAAUUCCAGAUUUUUUAAAGCACAACGAAACAAAACACAAAAAAGAUGUUGACACCAGAUUAACUACCUAAAAUUUGAUGUGAAGAAACAAGUGCCCUGGCCUUAGAGUGUUUUAAAUGGACGUAACAUCCCUACAAUAUUAAGCUGAUAAACUGCCAAUAGCUUUGGGACACCAGCAGACUUCAAAAGGACACAGCUAGAAAAAUGAAAGACUUCUUUCGGAAUUACUUGGUGAAAAAUUGUGAAAUGGUAUGGGUUUAACGCCCCUACCAACACUAUUUGCGGCAUUACUUUUUUCCAAUAAAAAGCCCCAUAUGGAAAUAAUCACUGCUAGUAAUGUAUGGUCGACGUUAUUGUUUCGCCUUAGCUUAACACAGUACAUAGUAACAUUGGACUAUUACUGGAUGUUAUAAUGUGUGUGUAUGAGGGUUGAGAAUGUCAGAGUAUGUAUGAGUCCUCGAGAGAUUUGUUGAAUUAAAAUAGUAAAAUUUGUUAUAUUUCUUCGUCGUUUUCUUAAUGUCAUUUUAGAGCAAAUUUCCGGAAAUUCUUUUUCUUUGAUCAAGGCCAUCGUUUCACUUGAAAAUGGGACUUUUGCUAACGUUCAGAUUCACUGCUACAAUGAGCAAUAUCUCCGUUAGAGUCUUUUACUGUUAAUUAUUUUCAUUGUACAACGCCCAACAAAGUAUGGAACUGUAUAUGAUAAGAUUAGAUAAGAUAAAUCUUUAU